This is a messenger RNA of Homalodisca vitripennis (glassy-winged sharpshooter), 2223 nucleotides long. Its product is annotated as facilitated trehalose transporter Tret1-like. Gene Ontology annotation, biological process: transmembrane transport. Gene Ontology annotation, cellular component: membrane. The transcript has 9 exons. Bases 187 to 1755 code for a protein of 522 amino acids. The record is from RefSeq and is a predicted model, not a curated record. Gene Ontology annotation, molecular function: transmembrane transporter activity. NCBI's taxonomy places the organism in Eukaryota, Metazoa, Arthropoda, Insecta, Hemiptera, Cicadellidae.
GUACGUGGAGGGGGAGAGAUGGUAGGUGGUAGGUGACAGCACUGCAUUCACAAGCAACUUGUUGGUUCAGCGCGCUCCACGGACACUCGGGCAGUAGCCUCUACUCUCCAGGCAGCCUGCGGUGUCGACGCCUCUUUAUCACAGUUCAAGUCACCUUUCAGUGAUAACAAGAUCGUCGAACCAACAAUGGAGGAGAACACUAAGGCUAAGAAAUCUAUAUUUAACCAGGUACUGCUCUGCUGCCUGGCCAACGCUGCUCUCUUAAGUUCAGGCAUGAGCCUGGGGUUCACAGCUGUCGCUCUUCCGUACAUGGUGCAACCUGACAGCAUUCUUCCCAUUGACGAGAUCCAGGGCUCUUGGAUUGCCAGCCUGGCCUCGAUAGCGACACCAGUGGGGUGCUUGCUGAGCGGACAUCUGGUGGACAGGUUCGGGCGGCGUGCAGGACUCCUGGUCAUCGUCGUGCCGAUGGUGAUUGGCUGGCUGCUGAUCGGCGUGAGUCCCUCGCUGACCCGCGUGUACCUGGGCCGCAUCAGCACGGGGGUGGGCACAGGCCUCUGCAGCAUCCCUGCCACAGUGUACACUGCUGAGGUCGUUGAUAGCUCAAUACGAGGGCUUCUAGUCACUGGCACGUCGGUAUCUAUUGCCGUUGGGGUUGUCAUCGUUUACAUUCUCGGUGCCCUGCUGAAGUCACAAUGGCAGUUGGUAGCCCUGAUAUGUGCAGCGUUCCCAACAGUCACCACAGUACUGGUGUACUUCCUGUUGCCUGAGAGUCCAGUCUGGCUCAUCACCAAGAAUCGUCCUCAGGAGGCCACCGCCUCGCUUAUGCGCAUCAACAGAGCUUCUGCACCUGCCCAGAUAAGAGAAGAAAUGGAGAUUCUAACUGAGCGGGUAAGAAGCAACCAGAAACGUUCUCUUGCACUCACUUCUACACUAAAAGCACUGACCAAGCCUGAGGCUUACAAGCCUCUCAUCAUCAUGAAUACCUUCUUCUUCUUCCAACAGUUUACUGGCACUUUUGUUGUCAUCUUUUAUGCGGUAGAUGUGGUGAAGGAGGCAGGAAUUACUGUCGACCCGUUCCUAGUUACGAUUCUGAUCGGAGUGACUCGCCUGGUAUUCACGUUCCUGGCAGCCUACCUGUCGAAGCAGUUCGGAAGGAGGCCUCCCUCUAUCGUUUCAGGAGCAGGCAUGGCGGUCUCUCUGCUCACCCUGGCUACCUAUCUGUACUUGCAUCCUACCCCCUUGGAAGUGGCUCCUCUUCCACUUAUUACCAACAACACAACGAAUCUCCUCAACACUACAGCCUCCCCAACCACUACCAACACCACCCUUAUCACUUCCAAUGAAUCUGUUUCUUACCUUCCCCUCACAAUGCUGAUGCUUUAUAUCCUUACCAGCUCCAUUGGAUUCCUUACCCUCCCUUGGUCCAUGAUCGGUGAAGUCUACCCACCACAAGUUAGAGGGAUUGCAAGUGGCCUUACCACAUGUCUGGCAUAUGGUAGCAGCUUCUUAGUACUAAAGAUGUACCCCUACAUGAAGGAGGUGUUGCACAAACAUGGCGUGUUCUACUUCUUUGGCAUAAUGGCAUGUUUUGGAACACUCUUCGUCAUUCUCUUCCUGCCCGAGACUGAGGGCAAGACUCUUCAAGAGAUUGAAAUGCAGUUCACCAAAAAAGGACGGCAAGCUGUUCUGGCAAAGGAAGAAGUUGCUCUGCACAGCACAAAGAAAGUUACUAUAGUGAAGUCUCCGCAACGGUGAAUAUGAUUUGUACGUAGUUACGAGUCUAUCUGUACGUACAACUUAGUUGAUCUCACUAGAUCUCCAAAACCACCUGUCAGUUUUGAUAUUUUGAUUAGUUAGGUAUAGCUUGGUUGCCAAAGUGUUCAUAUAUUGUGUUCUUAUUUUGUGUACUGUCAGAUAACUAAAAAAGGUAAAUUAGUUCAUUAAAUUGUGAUCUCUGUAUAUAGAAACGCUCUUAUAAAAUGUGACAAGAGCGGUUUAAAAUGUUACUCUUUAUCUGUAUUCUUUUUUGUAAAAUUUACAGAAAUCAAUCUAAACAAUUAACAUGUUUGCUCAUUCAAAGUUUAAAGUUUCUAUAAACUAGAACACUUUGUCAAAAACCAAUUUGAUUAAUAUCUUGUAUCUCUAUUUCGAUUAGAACUCUUAAAGUUGUGAAACAAACAAAAUGACUUGUCAGUAAUAAAUCUAGUAAACCAAAGGAAAAUA